CCUGUCGAUGUGCUGCAAAUCAUAGUAAAUUAAUUAAAACAGAAUAAAAAUCGUCGCAGGGCGCUAAAAUGGACCGAAGUAUACGACGCUGAAGUUUGCAACGUUGGAGUCCAAUGAAACGAACGAAAAAAACAUUUCGUCAUCCGAAGUAUACUGCAUAGUGGAGAGUAAUUAUACGUUCGGGAAUGUGAAGCUGUGUAGAAACUUUUCUAAAUGAGAAAAAUGCUUACGGGGCAGAAAAAAUGUGAAUAACUAGGACAAGUGAGUUAAUUGACUGAGGGGGUCGCGCCGUGUGGCAGCCUGAUUUUUUGGGGUUUUUUCGCGACUUUUUUGCGGCGAGGAGAAAAGCAUGGACUUUUGAAACUUGAAGGGAUUAUUUAUUGGUAUAUUUCAACUCUGAGGCAGAAUUUCCUAACUCUCAUAUCUUGGUUUAUUCGAGAUGAAAAACCGAAGAGCGUUUUGAUUUGUAGAGCAGUGGUUAUCGGCUGAAGUAAAAUCAUACAGAAAUAUGAAAAAUUUGAAGGACGUUUGACGCUCAUUUAAAUGAAAAUUUGUCGCGAGUUUUCCGUGCAUAAAUUAUUGCAAAUUACGCCGUUUUGGAGGUUCGUCGUCGAUUUCCGUGGAACGUGGAUAAAAACAUUUGUGGAUAUCACUAAAAAUAGUUGAUCGAUCGAAUUCUGUGGGGAAUUUAUUUCGCGUGCUGCCGUUUAUAUAAACGACGGUGGGGGGAGGCCUCGUUAACCGGAAGUGCAACAAUGGAUUUCAUUCGUUAAUCUUCGAACUAAUCUUCGUUCUAAUCCCAUAAGACGACAUUCGUUUGCCGACGAUUGGCGUUCUCGCACUUCAAGCCGCUCAAGUUCGUCUUGCGUUUUGCGGGUGUGCCUUCGGCUAUGUAAUUAUAAUUACUAAUAAUAAGAUUAAGGUCAAUUGGCCGCGUGGCGGGGAGAGAGCGGGACGAAAUACGCCGAUCAGCCGUCGUUCCUUUUCAUUAGAUGGGGAUUAAGCCACGUCGAAUAAAUAGGGUGAACAGAGUGCAACGAGAAUCGUACCAAGAUUCGUCGCGUGCCACUGUCAACUUGCGAUCUCUCAUGCAAAGUGCUUUUGUGCUAAAAGGAAUGGUCCAAUGACCCCGAAUUCGCCGCGCGAUCACUCCCGCGACGUGGGAAACAAGCGAAAAGUCAAGAGAAAUCACGAUACGAACAAUGAAAAAUCUCCGUCUGAAAUUUGAGGUUAUCUUAUCGACACAAACGACAAAAAUUGUAAUUGUGAGUUUUUCACAAAACGUCAAAAUGUAGGGACAGAAACGAAGGAACGAAAUCCGUCGAGAUGCGUAGACAAAACGUGACGAACUGUUGCUAUACGUUCGAUCGAAAUGUGCGUCGUGAAAAUUCGAGAGGACUGUGAAAAAGCGUGUAAAAUGUGAGGACGAGUCAUCAUCGAACGAGUUUAACUGCAGUUUGUCCUCGUGCGGAUGGGUUUUUUAAUGUGAUUUUUUGUUGAUCGUGUGACGAACACUGGCGCGAAGCGAGGACAAGAAAAGCGAGGGAAACGGGCGCCUCCGCGCGGGAGUCUCUCGACGUGUGUUAUCUGACCACAAUAGCGCUAAAGAUAUGAACGUUUCGUGGCUGAACUUCAGCCAGUCGGCACACACUACAGAGAUUAUAAAUAUACAAAACGUUACCAGAGAACUGGAAGUCGCGCCGACGCUCUCUCGACUUAAUGUCUGUACAGCACGUGCAUAUUUCUAUAUGUAUAUAAAUACGAUGUAGAGAGGCUGACGAGAAUAUAAUCAAGUGGAAAAAACAAACGAGAAUCGCGUCUCUUCUCAUCAGUCGGCGUCGCCGUAACUGAACACGAUCGAACGCACAUAACCAACACUUACGUUUACGCAUCGUCAUCUCAUAAAAACGCGCACGAUUCGUGAACUUUUCGUAUCUGUAUUUAUAUAUUUAUAUAUGUGGUCCUCUUGAGAUUAGAAGUUGACGGGUCGAUAGACGCGUCGUCAUCAUGGCUACAACGAUGGACGCUCUGCUCGAAAAGCCCGAGGAAGCUUCGAACGUUGAAGACUUCGAAAUGGAAAGAAACCGGAAUCGAACUCAGUGGAAGCAAUGGCUAGCAUCAAUUUCAGCGACGCUGUCGAUGAUAGCGGCCGGCACGGUGUACGGUUGGACGACGACGAUACUGUCUCGUCUACUGAAAGGGCAGGACGUACCGAUGAGAAUAACGAGCGACGAGAGUUCGUGGAUCGUAUCGCUGACGGUGAUCGGAUCGAUGGUCGGACCGUUUCUGGGAGCCUGGUUGGCAACGAGACACGGGAGAAAGUUCAGUCUGAUGUUCAGCAGUAUUUUCUACAUAGUCGGCUGGGUGAUCGUGCUGGUCGCAGGGAGCGUCGGAGCGCUGUACGCUUCGAGGGUGGUUUUGGGGAUCGGCGUCGGAAUGUCUUACACGACGAAUCCGAUGUACGUGUCGGAAGUGGCGGACACGAAUAUAAGGGGCGCGCUCGGGACGUUGAUAGCGGUGAACGUCUUCACCGGCUCGUUAUUGGCCUGCAGCGUUGGUCCCUGGGUCUCGUACACUGCGCUGGGCCUCGUGAUGCUCUCCGUCCCAAUAAUAUUUCUCUCGACCUUCGCGUGGUUUCCGGAGAGCCCUUAUUAUUUGGCGUCCAAGGGAUUGAACGAGGAAGCGACGAAGGCGCUCAUUUUUUUCAAGGGCAUUAAGGAGCCCGGAGAGGCGAAGCGCGAGCUGGAGAACGUUUUGAAAAACGUGGACGAGAAUCGCGAGGACUCGAAAGACCGAGGGCUCAAGCUCCGGCGGUUGCUGUCGUCGAACAACAGGCGAGCGUUUUUCAUCGUCUUUGGACUGAUCGUGGCUCAACAAUUGAGCGGAAGCUUCAGCACGAUGCAGUACCUGGAGACGCUCUUCAGCAAAACGAACAUCGGCAUCGACUCGAAUAUCGCGACGAUAAUCGUCCUCGCGGUUGGUCUCGUCUCCGGCGCCCUGUCGACCGGCCUGGUCGAAGGGGCCGGCCGGAGGCCGCUGUUGAUCGUCUCGACUCUCGGCUCGGGCCUGACUCUGGGCGUCUUGGCGGUUUACCUUCUUCUGGAUUUUCAAAAUGUCCAAUUAUCCGCGAUCAACAUUUUGCCUGUUAUCGACGUAAUCCUCUUCCAAGUCGCGUAUCAAGUGGGCUUGGGCACCCUGCCAAAUGCGUUGAUCGGCGAGCUCUUCCCAACGAGCGCUAAGCACGUCGCUGGUGCCGCGAUCACCAUUUCCGACGGCAUACUCGGCUUCGCCGUCUCCAAAUUGUACCAGGUCAUCGGCGACCUUGUGGGCAAUCUGCACAUCGUUUACUUCGUUUUUUCGGCCUCGUGCUUCGCCGCUUUUUUAUUCGUUUUUCUCUUCGUACCUGAAACGAAAAACAAAAGUUUUGCCGAUAUCAGAAACGAACUGUCCAGCGAAAAAUUCAGGUGCCGCGAACAACGGAGACGCUCCGGAGUACACGUCGCUUGAAUAUCACUUGCAUUAGUUGUACGAACGUUCUGCCGAACGAUAAGAGACUGAUCCGUCGAGCCGAGCAUCGGGAACGCAGCGCGAAUCACUCAUUUUUUCGAAUAAUCAUCCGGUUGCUUGCCGAGGAUUUUUCAAUAUUUUCGUCAUUCGCGAGUCUCCUCGAAUUACGUUUAAUUCGAUAAAUUCGUAAUGACGAAGCGUUUCUUCCCCUACAAAUACUCCGUAAAUCCAGCCCAAAGUGGCACUAAAAUUCUAGCUCAAAUUUAUCGUAACGAUACACUAAAAGUCGUUAAUAUUUUUGCUUACAUAAUCUAACGCGGAUGGGGAGUUCAACUCUCGGAUGUUAGCCUUUGUACAGGCGUCGUGUCCGGCGACGUAGAUUAUAAAAUUUAUACGCGUUGCCGCUUUUUUAUAAAAUAUUGUAGCUCCUGUUGCACGAGUAAAUAAAUACGACUCUGUAUAUGAA
Molecule: messenger RNA, 3973 nt
Organism: Venturia canescens
Lineage: Eukaryota; Metazoa; Arthropoda; Insecta; Hymenoptera; Ichneumonidae
Product: facilitated trehalose transporter Tret1-like
Exons: 5
Coding region: 2008-3507 (499 amino acids)
Biological process (GO): transmembrane transport
Cellular component (GO): membrane
Molecular function (GO): transmembrane transporter activity
Source: RefSeq, a predicted model, not a curated record